Amphimedon queenslandica is the source of this 2807-nucleotide messenger RNA. Its product is annotated as phosphate transporter PHO1 homolog 1-like. The record is from RefSeq and is a predicted model, not a curated record. Gene Ontology annotation, cellular component: membrane; cytoplasm. The coding region runs from base 363 to 2597 and encodes 744 amino acids. The transcript has a single exon. NCBI's taxonomy places the organism in Eukaryota, Metazoa, Porifera, Demospongiae, Haplosclerida, Niphatidae.
AUUCCUAGAUUUUACUGCACGUUUCCAGUACAUGGAGAUCACAUGGGCUGUGGUUUAUAUGUACAUUGUACACAGUAUAAUACUUUCACGCCUCAAUACGUCAGGUAGUACAAUACCAUACCACAACACACCCCCAUCGAAAGAUUUUCAACAAGGCAUUCAAAUCAAGCGAAGGACGUGGAACAGGCUACCAGCCAAAGAAUCAACAGUGCUAUCUGCUACUUAUUGCGACAAUGGCUCUUUUAUAUUGAGUUAGUAAACUAUCUAGAUCGGCAAAGGCGAAGUCUUUCGUUUUAACUUCGACGCUAGGGUAUACAAAAAAACAAGCCAAGACUUGUUGAAAAUAUCUCUAGCUACACCAUAUGGGAGACAUAUUGGUCUCAAUUAACUGGCCGGAGGACGAACAAGGAACCAGGGAAGGCAGUCCGUUGCUCUCAUUCCAAAGGACGCACGCUAGACGGGUAUCUUACGGAAGCUACCUACCGCGCUAUUCUCUGGACCAAGGCUAUCUUCAGAGGCUCUUAUCUUCCAGCCUUCCUCCUACCUUGCCCUCAUCUACAACACCUACUCCCGUUUGCGAAGAACCAGCAACAAAGGGUUCUCGAGAGUUUGCUCGCCCCUUUUAUAGUCGCCCAUCAGAGGAGGCAGUGCAAAGGAAGAAAGAGGCGGGACUUCCUGAGGAAGCAACACCUCUUCGCCCUCAAACUUUGCAAUUCAAGCAUUCUUCAAGUUGCUCGGCAGGAGCUUCUUUGCUCAAAGAAGAAGAGGAGGCCAAGCCACUUUUAUCGCCAAAAGAGACAAAGCUAGAAGUCCCUCCUUCAUUAAGAAGGCACUGUCAUCACGAUUCACUCAUAGAUUCACCAUCUCCAGUGUUUGACAGUGAGGCACUAGUAUUUGAAUGCGAGAGGCAGCUCAUUGGACUCCUGGAUUACAUAGAGACUCACCUCAAACAAGUAAAUGAUGAUCUGAUCCAACAGCAGCACAGAUUGAGUAUGAAUGUCCACGAGAGUUUAGUUCCUAUAUCAAGUAUCAAUACUGGCGAGGAUCCUGAAGAUAAAUCAAGCCUCAAAUCAGGAAGCAGUAACUCGCUGCCAUCCGACACGACUUCCAUAGGCGGAGACUCUGGAAUCGAAGAUGAUCACUUAACCACGCCUAAAGGUUUUUUGUCUCGGAUGAAAGAAGUCGUAGAGUCUUUAGUGAAUAGCUUGAACACCACCGUCAAACAACUUGAUGAGAUGGUAGGCAUGUAUGAUGAGCGUUCUAAUGGAAACUUGGGUCGUUCAACGCUCUCACGUCACCUUGAGAGAAGGAACUCGCUUCAAAAGCAACUGAAGGAUUCUUUGAAGAAGAUCGACAAGGAACUGGAUGAUUUUUACGAGAAAGAACGCAACAGUGUCAAGAUAACGUCAGCACUGAACCAGGCCAAGAAAGAGAGCCUUGGCUGUACCGGUUUCCUUACUCUCAUUCUUUUACUAUCAACUAUUGGAAUAAUGUCCUUUUUGGGAGGUUAUUACCCCAAUCAGAGGUGGGUUGUUGUACUCAGACUUAUCAGAAGUCCAUUGAUUAUAAAUCUGUUCCUAUUCCUCAUUGGAUUCAACAUACUAGCCUGGUCAAGGCAUAACAUUGAUUAUGUUAGGAUUUUUGACUUUCCUCUUGAUGCAAUUCCUACUCCUCGCCUGAUAUUUAACAUAGCGGGUAUUUUUACUAUUCUUUUCUCUCUCCUCUCUUCUGUCUGUUUCAUCACAAAUGAUGAUAGUUAUUUAUACAUAAUCGACAAAGUCGUUGCUACUCUCAUGUGGCUCACUCUCCUUCUUUUUCUCAUUAAUCCUUUCAAGGUUUUAUAUCGCAGUGGUCGUCUCUCUCUUAUCUUCGUUUUCGUGAGGAUCAUGAUGGCUCCUCUACCAGUUGUUAAAUUUGGCGACUUUUGGUUAGCUGAUCAGCUAAACAGCAUGGUGCCACUCUUACUGGAUGUGCAGUACUUCAUCUGUUACAGUAGCCUAUCAAUCUCCUGGACUGAUGAGCUUAAAUUGAAAUCCUGCACUAUGAGUCCUAUUGGCAUAAGAGCAAUCAUAUCGUGUCUGCCGGCACUUUGGAGGUUCUGGCAAACUAUACGCUGUUACCAGAAGACCCGUAAGGUCGCCCAUCUUAUUAACGCAGGGAAAUACUUUACUACUUUUCCCGUUGUCAUCUUUGCUUUUAUUUUCAGUAUCGAAGUCAAGUCUCGGAGCUGGAACAGUCUUACUUUUAGCCAAGUCGGUUGGAUUAUCAUAUUGUGGUGCAUAUCAUCCGUCAUUCACUCUCUCUACACCUUUUACUGGGACAUCAGGAUGGACUGGGGCCUCCUCUGCAUAUCAAAAGGGACGCUACUCCGUCCUACACUCUACUAUCCAAAGUUUGUCUACGUCUUUGCCAUCAUUUUCGAUUUCGUCAUUCGUUUCGCUUGUGCUAUCAAACUGACCCUAGCCAUUGUCUACCAUAAUGAUUCUGACGUCAUUUAUUUUGCUCUAAUUAUUGCGGAGCUGCUCAGGCGAUGGGUGUGGAAUUUUUUCCGUAUCGAGUAUGAGGAUAUACUCUCGAGAAGGCGACACAUGUACUGAAGCUUAUCAUAGGAGAAAAUGUUAUUUAAUAAUUAUUAUUAUCUUCCUCUCUCUUUUUUCCUCCCUCCUCUCUCUAAGUCUCCUUUUCCUCUCUCUUUCUGGACUAUAAUAAACCAAAAACAUACUCCAUUCAUUACAUAUUGAUAUUUUAUUUAUUGCACAAAAUUAAUAAUAAUUAUUAAACAGUUUCCAAUUAUGGUAACAUAAUAA